AUGCCCGACGACGCCCAUCAUGGUCGCUUUCGCAUGCCAGUGGAAAGCGCGCGCCACUCGCACACCCUGAUGGCUUUCCCCAGCAGAGAGUCAGCAGAAAGCACAGAGCAUCUGGAAGCUCUACAGUCCGAAGUGACCAGCAUCGCAAAUACCAUCUCCCACUUCGAGCCAGUGCACCUCUACGCUCGUGAGGAGCUCAUUCCACAGGCAGAAUCCAUGGUCAGCAACAACGUCUUGGUCAAGCCAGCAACGGUGAGUGAACUCUGGAUCCGCGACAGUGGGCCAGUCUUCGUGCAGGACAUGGCUACGGGCAAAAGAGCGGCUGUCGGUUUCAAUUUCAACUACUGGGGUGGUAAACUCCCCGCCAUUGGCGAUGAGAGGGUUGCUUCCCAAAUUGCUGCGCACGCGAAUGAAGUCUCGGUAUCUUCCAAACUCACCCUUGAGGGAGGUGGCAUUGAGCACGAUGGCGAGGGCACAUUCCUCGGUACAGAGAGCUGCAUCGUCAACAACAACCGAAAUCCUGGGUUCUCCAGAUCUGAUGCCGAAGCUGAGCUGACGGAAAAGCUCGGAGUCACGCAUUUCAUCUGGAUCCCCGGCGUCAAGGACUACGACAUUACAGAUUACCACAUCGACGCGCUGGCACGCUUCACGUCCCCUGGUGUCGUGCUUCUCAGCAAGCCCGGGCCGGAUGCUCAUCCCACAGCGGUCGACGUCUACCAAUCUGCCCGCUCUAUCCUCACAUCGGCAAGGGACGCUAAGGGUCGAUCAUUAAUGGUGUAUGACUGCGAGGAACCUGACAUCACACUCCUGGGACCGCCCGAUCAGCAUAACGAGGUCAUCGGAUCGUAUGCAAACUACCUCGUCGUGAACGGAGGGGUUAUUAUGCCCAAAUUCGGGCAGGAAAGACAGGACAUGGCGGCUUUUGAGUUGUUCAAGAAGUUGUUCCCCGACAGGAAAGUGGUCCAGGUGCUCAUCAACAUGUUGCCGAGGACGGGCGGCGGGAUCCAUUGCGCGACGCAGCAAGUUCCGCAAAUCUGA
This is a messenger RNA of Fonsecaea nubica, 1038 nucleotides long. RefSeq lists its product as hypothetical. Gene Ontology annotation, molecular function: agmatine deiminase activity; protein-arginine deiminase activity. NCBI's taxonomy places the organism in Eukaryota, Fungi, Ascomycota, Eurotiomycetes, Chaetothyriales, Herpotrichiellaceae. Gene Ontology annotation, biological process: putrescine biosynthetic process. The record is from RefSeq and is a predicted model, not a curated record. Bases 1 to 1038 code for a protein of 345 amino acids. The transcript has a single exon.